Molecule: messenger RNA, 624 nt
Organism: Alnus glutinosa
Lineage: Eukaryota; Viridiplantae; Streptophyta; Magnoliopsida; Fagales; Betulaceae
Product: ubiquitin-like protein ATG12
Exons: 6
Coding region: 110-400 (96 amino acids)
Biological process (GO): nucleophagy; autophagosome assembly; C-terminal protein lipidation
Cellular component (GO): phagophore assembly site membrane; Atg12-Atg5-Atg16 complex; cytoplasm
Source: RefSeq, a predicted model, not a curated record
CCCAGAACCCGUGGAAGCGAUGAAAUUGAAAUAUCCGUGGAAGUAGUAAUCCCCCCCCCCCACGUUAGAUCUGACCCAAAACUAGGCAUUUGGUUGAGAGAAAAAAACAAUGGCUGCUGAGUCUCAGUCCCCGAGUUCUGUACGAAAAGUGGUUGUCCAUCUCAGAGCAACUGGCGAUGCGCCUAUACUCAAACAAGCCAAAUUCAAGAUACCUGGAACUGACAAGUUCGCUAAAGUGAUUGACUUUCUAUGCCGGCAGCUUCAUCGGGAAACAUUGUUUGUCUAUGUCAACAGUGCAUUCUCACCAAACCCAGAUGAAUUGGUAGUUGAUCUGUAUAAUAAUUUUGGUUUUGAUGGUAAGCUGGUGGUCAAUUAUGCUUGUUCCAUGGCAUGGGGCUAACUAAUGGUGGUUGGUCUGCUGCUGUAAAUUUGUUCAUGUAAAAAGGAUACAGGAUUUGCUGGUAUAUUGAAGCUUAUGAUUAGGAUCUGAAGAGUGGAACUGAAAGUUUAUACCACAAUCAUUUGAGUUUGACAGGAUUUGUAGUGCCUGAGAUGUGCUUAUAUAAAAGGUGUAAUUUAACUAUUGAAUACAUUUUGAUAUAUAUAGCCAAAGUUACAACACAA